CUGUACUCGAACCUUUCAGUGGAACUAACUCAUAGAGACUUAACAAGAACGGAUUUAGAAGUAGUUGGAUCAUUGCUAGAUAUUGUUUCUAUUUCAUUUACAUUCAUUUCAUUUAUUCUACUAAUUAAAAGGAGAUAUACUUUGGAAUUUAUUUUGUGAAUAUGAUUUGUAUGGAUAGAGUUUGAAAACAUUGGAAAGAUUUGUUUUAUGUGUGCGUUUUUUCAAAUUGAUUUUGUGAUAGUAAUGUUGGAUUUAUUUGCUGGACAAAUACCACGUGGGUUUAUUGUGAAGGGAAGGGGCUGAUGUAACUAGCAUGUCCGGGGUUGACGUGGAGUUAGAUUUGCAACUGAAUGGUAUCUAGAUUUUGUGAACUUAUCGUGCAAAUUCGGUGAAUAUAGUUCAACAACUGGUCUCCAUAUGCCUAUUCUGUCACGGCAACAUGGAAACACACGAUUGAGAAACAUUCUUUGAAUGAACAAUGAAAAGUAAUAUUCAUGUUGAAAAUGGCGCCUAUCGAUGAAUGCUCCAAAGCGUUUGAAACAAUCCUCUACCACAGUGGUAAAUUUGGCAGCUACCAACGUCGUUUGUAUGUUGUCGUCUGCUCAAUGCAUAUCGUCUGCUCGGCGGUGUUGACGUAUACUCACGUGAUCCCCUACCUCGUGCACCACGAGGAAUGCACUGAGCGAAUUACGGCUCCCGGAAACGCCAGCAUCUACUUCCGGUUGAAUAACUGGACCGUAAAUUACCCUGCAUCCUGUCGCUCGUACUACGUGAACGACAUUGGACUUGAAAAUGACUGGGUUUUUCCUCAGUGGGCCUAUCCGGGACACCCAUUGGACGUACGGAAGUUCAUCUACUACGGGAAGGCGUGCGGGCUGGGCGCCGGGUUUCUCCUGGGUGCCCUUCUGGCGGACUACGUUGGACGCCGACAGACAGUCUUCUCAGCUUUCCUGGUGAUGUGUGCGGCUCAAUGCCUAACAGCCAUUUCACAGGACCCGGUCGUGUUCAUCGUGUGCCAGACAUUGGUGGGAUUUGGCGCAGGUUGUUUUAUCCCGCCAAGCGCAGUUUUGGUGUUGGAGUAUGUAGGUCACGACUGGCGGGACAUAUGUGUGUGCCUGUUACCAUGGUGGCUCGGUCCCAGCCUUUUGUCGCUAGGGGGAACGAUAUUCAGACAUUGGCGACACCUGGCUAUCAUUUCUGGCAUGGCUGGGCUUCCGUUGAUUGGGUUUUAUUUUCUUGUGUUUGAAAGCUCUCGGUGGCUUCUUUGCAACCACAAAUUCUCUGAAGCAGAACGCGUUACAAAGGAAGUGAUAUCAUGCAACUGCAAACCAGUUCCGGAAGUGACGACAUUAUUUGACAUUGCGCGCGCAUGCGUGCUUACAACUAUGCACAAAAAGAAAUAUACAUACAUCGAUUUGAUCUCAACUUCAAAACUGAGGAAAGCUACAUUUGCUGCUGUGUUUACCUGGUUUCCAGGGACGGUGGUAUACGGGGGCCUUCUCAUUCGUCUAAGGAGCAUCGCUCCAACCUUUUAUUUGAACAUGCUGGUUGUGUUUGCAACAGACGUCGUCGUUGUCAUCAGCGCCAUACUCAUCAAUAAAUGUAUCGGACGACGGUGGUGCCUGUUUCUAUACGCAAUGUCGUCUGGUCUGAUCUCCAUUUGUAUCCUUGUGCUUCACGUGACCAAUGACGUCAUAGAGGAUCGCAUGCUGGCUUGGCUGGCAUAUUUUACAAAGCUCGGCGUCAUCACGUCAUUGACCCUUCUGGCUUUGAUUACCAUGGAAACAUAUCCGACAGUUAUAAGAACCAUGGGGUGUGCUGUCGGUUUUUCCGCCGGAUUGAUAGGACUCUUGGUCUCAGAUAAACUCAUCAUAUACUUGGAACCAUUCCACUACACGAUGCCCUUUCUCAUAUAUGGCGGGCUGAUGAGCCUUGUGGCUGUAGGAGUCCUGGGGUAUCCCGAAACUACGAAACAACCCCUUCCCGACAUCCUCCGCUGUCGCCAUAGAAACGUGUGCAGACACGAGGCUGUACGAUUACCUUCCGCUUGGACCACGUGAAACAUGACGUCACUUCCGAAAAUAAUUGAUAUUUUAGAACGAAUCAACCUUUUGUUACUACAGGGAUUGACAAAUUAACGAUAGUGAUUGGUAUGUAAAGCUUUCUUAUUAUUUACUGUAGACGAAUAAGAGAAGGCAGACUAGUUUUUAUCAUUAUAACGAUAUGUUAUAUAAAAAAACUAGUUACGGAAUCGAAACUGCUUUAAUCCUUAUCCCAACAUGCUCAGAAAAUGUGAAUCAUCGAAAUAAUUCAUCCAUGAACCGAAUGUCCGGAUGGAAUAGAGUCGAACGACACAUUUUAUGUAUAUGUUAGAGUUUAUUUUGGAGUUCUACAGAAAGCUUGCAACAUUUUCUGUAGAUCGCCAAAAUGAACUUAUUUGGUGUUCGCACUUAUUUGAUCCACUAGCUCCGCCCUUUGUGUA
Messenger RNA from Mya arenaria, 2482 nucleotides. RefSeq names its product organic cation/carnitine transporter 2-like. Gene Ontology annotation, biological process: transmembrane transport. The transcript is spliced from 9 exons. Gene Ontology annotation, cellular component: membrane. The record is from RefSeq and is a predicted model, not a curated record. Bases 495 to 2060 code for a protein of 521 amino acids. Lineage: Eukaryota; Metazoa; Mollusca; Bivalvia; Myida; Myidae. Gene Ontology annotation, molecular function: transmembrane transporter activity.